GUCCCACUACUCCAAUCGCUACUUUCUAGAAGCGCACUGUCAAAAUGUAGCGACUAUUCCAUUGCGACUCCUCCCGAUAUUCAAAUGCUUCCCCACCAAGAAAUACGCGUCCUUUAUAAGCCCUUCCGUUCCUCACCCGCUUUCAAUUUCACUGGAUUCUCCGGUGAAUCAUGACCGACCAAUCUGAUCCUCAUCUUCUUUCUUCCUCGCCGCCGCCGACGCCAACGCCGACGAUCGAACUUCGCGACCUGACGGCUGUUUCUGUACUCGGGCGUGGAGCAAAGGGUGUCGUCUUCUACAUUUACGGGGCCUCCCCCGACCAUGGCCUCGCUCUCAAGGUUAUUUCAAGACCAUCCAUCGAACACAAGAGCCCCGUCUCCAUCUCCGCCGCAGGAAGCAACUCUGAAAGUGCGUAUCGUCGGAUCUACUUUGAGCGUGACGUGCUGCGCGCUCUCCAUCAUCCCCUCCUCCCCUCCCUCCGCGGCGUUGUUUCCACAGAGAAGAUUGUCGGAUUCGCCCUCGAUUACUGCCCUGGCAGCGAUCUCAACGCGCUUCGCCGGCGGCAGACGGAGAAGAUGUUCUCCGAUGGGAUCAUCCGAUUCUACGCGGCGGAAUUGGUGCUAGCACUGGAGCAUCUCCACGGGUUAGGGAUUGUGUACCGAGAUCUGAAGCCCGAGAACGUUCUGAUUCAGGAAAACGGUCACAUAAUGCUCGUCGAUUUCGACCUCUCAACCAAGCUUCCAUUCUCCAAAUCGCCGCCCGAAAUCCUCCGCCCAGAACCCGCUUCGGCUCAGAAGAAAUCGAAGAGCCGGUCUCUUUUCGGAUGCUUCUCUGGUAUUUCCAACGUCUCUCCGGAGACUCUCGACUCGGAUUACUCGCAGGAGCAAGUAAAGUCAAAUUCGUUUGUCGGAACGGAGGAUUACGUGGCCCCAGAGAUCAUCGAGGGUAAGGGUCAUGACUUCGCCGUCGACUGGUGGUGCCUUGGUGUGGUACUCUACGAGAUGCUCUACGGCCGGACGCCUUUCAGGGGGAGUAAUCGGAAAGAGACGUUCUACCGCAUCCUGACGAAGUCGCCGGAGCUCUUCGGCGAGAGGACAGCGCUUAGGGAUUUGAUCGGACGGCUUCUAGAGAAGGAUCCGGUGAAAAGAAUCAACGGCGAGGAGAUACGUCGGCAUGAGUUCUUCUUCGGAGUGGAAUGGAAGUCGGUAGCGGAAAUCGGGCGGCCACCAUUUAUUCCGGCGGGGGAUGAACGGAAGGAAUGCGGCGAGGGAUUGGACAUUGAGAAGAUUGUGGAGGAGAUUUGGUGGAGUUCACGUGAGGGAAACGGGAAGGCGGUGGAGGAAAAUUACGUGGCGGAAGCGAGGAAUGCUUCUAGAAAUGGUGACUUUGACGGCUUUUGAUUUUUGAUGAAUUUUAGGAAGUGGGACGCACUCAUUGCUCGUUAUUGGGAGAGGACUCCGAUUUUACUUGGGGUCAUGGAGCGCAGGUUUUAUCUUAACCUAUGCAUUGAAUUUGUCAUUAAAAUUGUUAAAAUAUAAUUAAAAAUAAUUGAAAUGUACAUUUAAAUGUGAGUUCACUUGUGUAUUUAUUUUUUGUUUAUUAUUAUUAUUAGCAUGUGCCGUUGCAUACAUAAUAAAUAU
Phalaenopsis equestris is the source of this 1640-nucleotide messenger RNA. RefSeq names its product serine/threonine-protein kinase OXI1-like. The transcript has 2 exons. Lineage: Eukaryota; Viridiplantae; Streptophyta; Magnoliopsida; Asparagales; Orchidaceae. Gene Ontology annotation, molecular function: protein serine/threonine kinase activity; ATP binding. Gene Ontology annotation, cellular component: nucleus; cytoplasm; plasma membrane. Bases 171 to 1400 code for a protein of 409 amino acids. The record is from RefSeq and is a predicted model, not a curated record. Gene Ontology annotation, biological process: protein phosphorylation.